Auxenochlorella protothecoides is the source of this 1218-nucleotide messenger RNA. RefSeq lists its product as hypothetical. Bases 1 to 1218 code for a protein of 405 amino acids. Lineage: Eukaryota; Viridiplantae; Chlorophyta; Trebouxiophyceae; Chlorellales; Chlorellaceae. The transcript has 6 exons. The record is from RefSeq and is a predicted model, not a curated record.
AUGAUCCAGAACCGGUUAGGGAGCGAUGGCCCCCAGGCCGGAUCGCGCUGGAGGGAGGUGGCUGGGGCCUGGGUGCUCAAUCCGCCGGGCAACGAGCCCUCAGUGGUGGUGCACUUUGUGGGCGGUGCCUUUGUUGGCGCGGCCCCCCAGCUGGCAUACCGGCCCUUCCUGGAAGCCCUGGCGGCCCGUGGCGCCGUGGUCAUCGCCACCCCCUUCCACACCGGCUUUGACCACACACGCGUAGCGGAUGAGGUGCACUUCAUGUACCAGAGGGCGCUGAAGGCUUUGGGACCACGGGCCCAGCGCCUGCCCACUUAUGGCGUGGGGCACUCGCUGGGCUCCCUGCUGCAGCUGCUGCUGGCCUCGCGCUACGUCGUGCAGCCGGCCGGCAACAUCCUCAUGUCCUUCAACAACAAGCCAGUGACGGACGCCAUUCCCCUGUUCUCUGGCUACAUCGCGCCGGGAUCGCAGUUCAUUGGCCCCCUGCUGUCCCAGCUGGCGGCGUCGCCCCUCAGAAGCAGCCUGGAGGGCUUCCUGGCCUCCCUCAAGAGCCAGUCCCCUGAUGUGGUGCGGCAGCUGACCCCGGUGAUCGAGCAGCUCCUGCCCAUCUACACCGACAUCGCCAAGGGCACCCGGGAAUUUGUCCCCAGCCCGGCCGAGUGCAAGGACAUGAUCCGCGAAGGCAAGGGAGUUGAUGGGGAAAGGAUCUCAGUGGAUCCCUGGAGGGCCUUUGGCUAUGGCGUGGAGCGCAACCUCCUGAUUCGCUUCGCCAGCGACCCCAUCGACGACACGCCGCAGCUGGCCGCCACGCUGGAGAUGUCGAGCAUCGCGGACUUGCUGGACCUGCAGCAGGUCACCCUGCCCGGCACGCAUGUCAGGCCCCUCCAGCAGGAGUUUGGCCGGCUGACAUCAGAUGUCGGCAAGUAUGCGCAGGCGGCCCGCACGCAGAGCGAGGCGCUGAUCGACCAGCUGGCGCAGAUGGCGCGGGGGGCGGGCGUGCCCGCCGAGGCCACCGACGGGCUCAGCGGCUUCGCCCGCGCUGCCACGGGCUUUGCCGGCGCGUUCGGGGAGGCCAUGCUUUCCAGCACGACAGAGCUGGACAUCUCCAGCCUGGCCGACGAGUGCGGGGUCUUCAUGGGCAUCGUGGUACCCCCGCCGGCCACGGCUUUGGGGGUCAGCCCCGACGCGGGGCGUGCCGGUUUCACGCCCAGGACAUGA